Rhinolophus ferrumequinum (greater horseshoe bat) is the source of this 1029-nucleotide messenger RNA. RefSeq names its product zinc finger and SCAN domain-containing protein 30-like. Lineage: Eukaryota; Metazoa; Chordata; Mammalia; Chiroptera; Rhinolophidae. The record is from RefSeq and is a predicted model, not a curated record. Gene Ontology annotation, molecular function: DNA-binding transcription factor activity, RNA polymerase II-specific; RNA polymerase II cis-regulatory region sequence-specific DNA binding. Gene Ontology annotation, biological process: regulation of transcription by RNA polymerase II.
AUGUCAGGAAAGGCCACCGCCGUGGCCUACCAUGCUCCAGAAGAACAAGAAGGACUUAUAAUUGUGAGGGUUGAAGAAGAGAAUUUUGUUUGGGGGCAGGACUUUGGCCUUCAGGGAAACACCUGUAGUCAGGAGACCUCCCGCCAGCGGUAGCAGUUUGGUUACUCUGACUCUGCUGGGCCCCGAGAGGCUCUGAACCAGCUCCGGGAGCUUUGCUGUCAGUGGCUGAGGCCCGAGGUGUACACCAAGGAGCAGAUCCUGGAGUUGCUGGUGCUGGAGCAGUUCCUGGCCAUCCUGCCAAAGAAGCUGCAGGCCUGGCUGCGAGAGCACCAACCAGAGAAUGGAGAGGAAGCUGUGGCUAUGCUGGAGGAACUGGGGAAAGAGCUCGGUGAACCAAGGCAGCAGGACACAGCCCAUAGCCAAGGAAUGAUCUGGAAGGAAAUGAUAUCCAUGGGAGCAGUGAAGUCUCUGAGUAUCCAGCUCCUGCCCUUGGAGAAUCAGAGCAAGAGUGAGACUCAGGAGCCCCGGGCUUGCCACGAGCGAGGAGAGGAGCCAGUCCAUUUGGGGAUGAGGAGGGAGACAUCAGAGAUUCAUACUGGAGAGAGACCUUAUGCAUGUAAAGAAUGUGGCAAAUCCUUUAAUUUGAGCUCAGACCUUGUUAGACAUCAGAGAAUUCAAAAUGGAGAAAAACCCUAUGAAUGCUGUGAACAUGGAAAAGCUUUCAGGGGCAGCUCAGAGCUCAUCAAGCAUUGGAGAGUUCACACUGGAGAGAAGCCUUAUGAAUGUGGGAAAGCUUUCAGCCAGAGCUCAGCCCUUAUUCAGCAUAAGAAAAUUCACACUGGAGACAAAGGCUAUGAAUGUAUUGAAUGUGGUAAGGCUUUUGAUAGAAGCUCUAUCCUUACUGAACAUCAGAGAAUUCAUACUGGAGAGGAACCUUAUGAAUGUAAUGAAUGUGGAAGAUCCUUCAAUCAGAGCUCAGCCCUCACCCAGCACCAGAGAAUCCACACUGGGAAGAAGCCUUCAAAAUGA